AUCUUCUGCAGGCAAUGUGGAGGUGGUUGUGGGAUGCGCAUAGUGGCAUCCGAAAGCAAGACCGUCCCUAUCUUCUCAGACUCUUCAAAAGUCUUGUGUAUGCUGAGAGCCUUGGUGACCUGAAUGCACGGCAAGAUCAUCUGGCGAAUGAUGAAAUCGUUCGCAAGUAUCCCAAGUUCCGGGCCCAUGUAGACACGGUAUACCAGAGACGUGAGGCGUGGGCACUGUGUCUACACAAGGAGCUACCAACGCGAGGGAAUGUGACCAACAACUUUGUAGAGAGCGCUAUGAGGAUCAUUAAAGAGAAGGUCUUUCAGCGCUUGAAGGCGUACAAUGUCACGCAAGCGGUGCACUUUCUCUGCACCCGGAUGGAAGACUACUACAUUCGUAGGCUGAUCGAUGUUGCCAACAACAGGAUGGCUAACCCUUCCCAGUCAAAGUACAAUGCACGCGAUGGUGAUGUCAACUUGGACAAUAUCGUCAAGGAAGGUGACACAAGCUUCACUGUACCUAGCGCAUCAUCAGGGAGACUGUAUCAUGUCGAUAUUUUCUUGGGUACAUGCACCUGUCCGAUUGGAAUCACCGGUGGACCAUGUAAACAUCAGAGUGCAGUCACAAAGAAGUUCCAUGUUGAGAGCACAAACUUCUUACCAACAUUUUCACCUAAUCUGAGGAAAAUGUAUUAUAUCAUUGCAACAGGCAGAGAUGAUAUACCUGAUGAUUGGUUCGCUAGUCUCCACAACGCUGAUGAUCAAGUUCCAUCCAAUGAGCACCAGGGGGACGAUAUGAUGGGCCCAAGCACAUCAUCCAUCCAAGAUCCUCAGAUACGUGCGAUAGAGUCUCUGGGAUUACAAAGGUCUUUCGACAAUUCGUUUUCACAGAGGGGACGAAGGAUCGAGACAUCUGUUGGCGAUGAAGAUCUUUCUCAAAAGCUUCACAACUUUGUCGAUACUCUAACAACCAAGCUGAGAGAAGAUGGUGAUUCUUUCAGAGGCCCCUUGACUAAGUUUGUCCGACGCGUUGAGAACAUCACCACAGAUAGCACUCUCAUAUCUGCCUUGGUAACAUUUGGCAAGUACAGUGGCUAUGCGGUUUCUAAGAAAGCAAAACGUGGCAACAGAUCCGGCCUGCAAACUUCCACCCAGAUUGGGGUGCAGCCCACUGCUGUAAGCAGGCGAAAGGCUGCUUUAGGUGGAAGAAGGGCAUUAAUUACUGGUCGCCCUGUAAAAAUUAAUCAAAAGGAGCAUGGUUAUGCUAAGGUGCAGAAGCGUGGUUCUGCAGUAAAGAGGGGUGUGCUUCCCCAAAAUCCACGGCCUGCAUCACAUUCUCUAUCUCAUUGUGUUGAAUCAAAUGUUACACUGGGUAAGAGGCAUUCAGCUGGGCAUUAAAAGUGUUAGUUUGCCAUAUACAUGUACAUGUACGUUGACCGAGAUAUUCUGGAAUUCAUGGAUGUAAUAUUUAUUUUGUUGCAUUUGAGGACUAUAUGUAGUACGUGUAUUACAGUAAUAUGAUCUUUACGUUUGAUUAUUGCCUGUUUCUCAGUUACAAAAUAGUGUAGACAAAGCUAAUUAAGAUCAUCUAUUACACUUGAUCUCUAGCCGCAGAUGGACUGUGAGAAAAAUCUUGAAAAUUUACAGUCCCAUAUUUAAGUAAACAUAAUAUCUCCUUUUAUAUAUUUCAUACAUCUUUUCCAAGUUCAGCGGAUUUUUGCACAAGAGUUUCGAAUGAUAGAUAGAUCCCCACCCAAUUUUUUUUUAAACCUUAAUUUUGAAGAUUUAUAACUUCCAUGCGUAUAUAUCUUUGCAAGCUGUCGGUGAAAACAAUUUGACAUUAGAAUAAAAUAUUUUCUUUUAAUCUUGUCCACGUUGGAUUGGGCUUGCCCUGACAUUUAAAAUGAGCAUUAGAAACAUAAGUUUCAUAAUGAAACAAAAAGGAAUUAAAAACAAAGGAAUGAAAUGCCAGUUUAUGGGUAAUGAUAUUUGAAUUUAAGGACCCUUUUGGCUCAGAAUACAAAGCGCUACUAUUAUUACCCAAUCAUUAUCAUAUCAUUAUCGUAGCUGCGGCAUCCAAGAUAACUAGUCACUCAAGGAAUUCAUUUAAACAAGGUACCAAUAUAUGGAUCACCUGGGUCAAGUGUGGGAGAUACAGGUUAAUGUAAAAGGAUCUUCGUAGUGCUGUGGCAUAAAGGUAAAAUCACCAAAUUGAGCUGAACGUGUUGAGUUUAGAAAUAUUUAAUGAGGCACAAUACAACCCUUGCUAUAUUAGCUUAUAGUAUUAAUAGGAUUAUUGCUCAGUUGCAUCAUAAUCUAGAGAAUAGUUCUCUAAAUUAUGUGUCAUUUACAUAUAUUUGGAAUAUUUGCUUUUCAUAUUAAAGCGAGACCGAACUAACCCACACUGUGUGUGGGCUCUAAUAGGGUAUGUAUUAUAAAAGCUAGUCUUAUAAAUAUGCCUUUUUAGAUAACUAUUGACAAUACAUAUAUAUUUCAAUGCUUUAUUCAACAUAAAGUCAAUACACACACUAUAAUCUCCUGAUAAGGGGAUUAUGCUGAUAAGAGAGUCUGCAUGGUUGAGUGAAUCAAUGAACACAUGUAAAACACACUGUUUACAACCACAAUUGGGCAUAUAUUAUAAGACUACUCUUAUCAGAAUGCACGUUAGGAAACAGGACAGAUGGGAAGUUUAAUACUCAAGGUGGAGCUUUACAGGGCUUCUGGUUCACUGUGGCUUUAAGACUUUUUAUUGUACAUGUAUUGUUGAUAGCUCAGUCAAUAGAACAGAGGUCUUGUAACAGUUCCCUAAUUUGAAACCAAGUCGAUCUGUGCGCCAAUUAAUGCCCUGAUUACCAUGUCUCAAUAGGAAUUAGAGCCAUCUUUUCCCUGGUCGCAGGUGGGUAAAAUAAAACGAUAUGUUUGUAUGUGCUAUAAUUCAUUGUUGUGUACUGAUCUAUCCCACCACUUGGUUGUGUUCUGUGUAACCAGGCAAGAUAACCGAGUAGGCAGGGAAAAAGUAUGUUUUGGCAAUACAUAAAGGAACAGCUUUCGCGUAAUUUGAGCCAGAGUUUAUAUGGUACAUACUAGACGUACAAUAUUUUAUUAACAUUUUUCUAAGGUGUUUGCAUAAAUCCAACUUCAUUAAUGGAUUAGACUGAACUUAAUUGUUGAAUAUUUGUUACAAACUCAACCAACUUGCUAAAUAAAGGAUAGUCUUGCUGUGUUAGCAGA
Messenger RNA from Strongylocentrotus purpuratus (purple sea urchin), 3221 nucleotides. RefSeq lists its product as uncharacterized. The record is from RefSeq and is a predicted model, not a curated record. The transcript has 3 exons. Lineage: Eukaryota; Metazoa; Echinodermata; Echinoidea; Camarodonta; Strongylocentrotidae. The coding region runs from base 15 to 1388 and encodes 457 amino acids. Gene Ontology annotation, molecular function: zinc ion binding.